Molecule: messenger RNA, 9429 nt
Organism: Motacilla alba alba
Lineage: Eukaryota; Metazoa; Chordata; Aves; Passeriformes; Motacillidae
Gene: FAM174B
Product: family with sequence similarity 174 member B
Exons: 2
Coding region: 67-498 (143 amino acids)
Source: RefSeq, a predicted model, not a curated record
CGGCCGGCUCUGCCUUCCGGGGCUCGGCACGGCGCGGCCGGAGCCGGGGUAGCCGGAGCGGGCAGGAUGCGCUCCGCCGCCGCCCCGCUGCCGCUGCUCGCGGCCUCGCUGCUGCUGCCGCUGCUGCUGCCCGCCGCGCCCGCCGCCCGCGGCAGCCUGGAGCCGCCGGCGGGCAACGGCAGCCGCCCGCCCGCCGCGCCGGGCCCCGGCAACCACAGCGGGGCCCGGCUGAGCCCCGUGCCCGCCGUGCUCCGCGACCUCUCCGCGCUCAAAGCCGCCGUCAUCGGGGCCUGCGCGCUCACGGCCGCGCUCAUCGCCUGCCUCCUGCUCCGCGUCUUCAGGUCUGGCAAGAGGAUUAAGAAGACCAGGAAGUACGACAUAAUCACCACCCCGGCCGAGCGGGUAGAAAUGGCUCCUCUGAACGAAGAAGACGACGAGGACGAAGACUCAACAGUGUUUGAUGUGAAAUACAGGUACUGCUGCCAUCCAUCCAGUUAGGCUUGCUCACUGAGCUCUUGUUAGUGAAAACAGCUCUUUUAUUUCUCUGCUGGACUGACUUGGCAGGGAUGAGGCAGUCACAGUCUCCCUCUUUGCCCAAGCAUUAUCCCUUUCCUUUACACUCCUUGGCCUAUUCCCAGCACACACAGCUCUGUCCUGCCCUGCUCCUGCAAUAACCCUGUCACUACCCCAGGCUGUCUGCACUCCUCUUUCCCCUGCAGAGCAGCACAACGGGAUACACGUGUCCCAAAUAGCUGACAGGGUUUGACAGACUGAACUUCCCCUCUCGGGCAGCUGCUGGCAGUCAUUCCUGUGUGCUCACACUGGAUGGAGGGCUGUGGAUCAAGGGUCGUGGAUCCAGGGCUUCUUUCCCAGGCUGUGAGCCUGGGAGGGAAAUCAGAAUGAAUCUCCACAAGAUUUGUACCAGAGUGCUCCUAUGUCGGUCUGUGACAGAGAGGACUGUGGGCCCUCACUGAUGCUGUUAGCAGUUACCCCUUAGCAACAAACUUUCCUUAAAUAUGUUUGUCUUUUUGAGAUGGAAGUGGUGUGACAACCCCAAACUUUUGCUGCCUAUUCUGGGCCUGAAGAUUUAUGGCAACAACUCAGCACAUAAAGAUGCUGCUUGUUGAUUUAUGGCAUCAGGGUAUCUGCAUCUUUUAUUUUUGUUUGCAUCAAGCCAUCCACAGUAUUCAAGUUGUGUUCUCAUCCAAAUAAGGCCUACUCGAAAAUCUGUCCUACUUUGGCUGAAAUAAGCUCUGCUAAUUAUAAAAAUGCAGAUCUUGACAACUUCUAAGUGGAGAUUUUACAGACUUUACUCACAUUGCCCAUCUCCUAACUUUGGAAAAGGGGGAACACCACAUCUGCUCUGAGCACAUGUGUGCCAGCAUCUGAACCACCGUAUUCUCCACUGGUUGUUUCCCAAAUCACUGCCUUAGUUCUCUCUAAAAAUCAGGAAAUAGUUGAGAGCCAUGAAACAAUGAAGGGUGUGAGUCAAGCCUCUGUGUGUAAACAAUUAGUUCUUGAUUUAGAAGAUUCCUAUCAGUCCUUACCUGACUUUUGCCAUUCUCUGUAGCUGCCCCGUGUUUGCUCUAAUAAUUUCAGCUUGUGCAGUUUGUACUUUAGGAUUGAGCUUUGUUAAACCCAGAGUGCAGAGAUCUGAGUUGCCAUGGCUGUUUAAACAGCCCCCACGUCCCACUCUUUUCCUUCUAACUCCAUACUUUCUCUCUGAACUUUUGGGAAUGGGAUCUGAGGGUUUUUCCCCAAAGAGUGAGAACAGAAGAAUCUCAAUCAUGGCAGUGUUUCAGGACAAGAUGUUUAAAAGUGAAAUAGUGGAUGAACAAAGAGAGCUUGCUGGAGACCAUUUGUCUCUUGAGAGCUGUGUUUGUGUUAUCUGAUGUUGCUCCCCUGGAGCAGGACUGCUGCUGUCACUGAAGGUAUCAGCUCAUCCUGGGUCCCUGUUCUUGGCCAACCAGUCCUCUUUUCAGUUGUGGGAAUUCCUCCUUUCUGCCAGAGUGCAACAGCGAUUAAAUUGCAUGUUUUCUGCAGUUCUUGCUGUUUCAGGUAUUCUUUUGUUUAGCUUAAACAGAGCUACUCAUUUUGGAGGGGAAGAUCAUCUUACAGACAGCCUCUUAGCAGUGCUGAUGUUGGGAAAGCUUCUUUGAGGAUACAUUUGCUGUGGAGGGUGUCAAGCUCUCUGGUUCCUUUGUGCAGCUUGGAGAGUAUAUCCCAAACAGUUCACAAAUCCUGUCCCCAGUAAAGAGACUCCUUUGCAAAUUGGAGUUGCUGGGUUUGACUCUUGACAACCCCUUUGAGCUAGUCAGGACUUUUUUCAUAGGUGCUUGUGUUCAGAUGGGAAGAGAGGGAUAGAGCUGCAGAAAGGGCGUCUCAGACUUGCCCACAGGGAGUCAGGGGACAAACUUCUAGCAGGUCUUCUCUUGGUGUAUCUGCCCCAGUCCUCCCCUGCCCCCCAAGCUGGUAUUCAUGCUGUGGGAGGCUCUGAGCUGGUUUAUUUGAGAUCCCCUCCCAUUUAUGAAAGAUCCAUGCUGCCACUUGAAUCUGUAUUUGGGGGAGUAAUUGAGAUUCUAUGCUCUCUCCCCAUGUAAUGCAAACAGCUCUCUAAUUAAAAGGCAGUUGGUGUGGAGCAGCAACAGGGGAGAUGCGACAUUUACCUCUCCAAUUGGUUCUCGUGCAGUUAAUUUUCUUUCCUUUAAUGCUCUGUCCUUGUGCAGAUUUGUUUCCAGUCUUACAUGAGGCAUCAAAGAACAGCAGACAGUGUAAAUUGGGCUGUUGGAUGAAGGUCAUUGCUAUUUUUUUCCUUUUUUUUUUUUUUUCAGGAGGCUUUAAAGUUUUAGGCUCCCAGUAGUUCCCUCCCUGGCUUCCCUUGGGCAGUGAAGCAACAAGAAAUAACCACCUUUCUCCAGUAAGGCAGACUAAUGAGACCACUUCAAAAUCUUACCCAAACAGAGUCCUUUCUGUGGAUGCAAAAGCCACCCACUGCUGCCUCUGUCGAAUGUGUGCUGGAUCAGAUCCCCUCUUUGCAACCUCAUUCCAGUAGCAGGGAAGCAGCUCUGUCAGUGGCCUCCAAUCCCGCAGGCACCAUUUCUGUGUGAAAAGAGGUGGAAAGUAUGAAACAAAGAUUGUCACAGAGUAAAUGUGCCUGAUUACUUGAACAUUGAUACCUCUUAGAAAGUUUCAUGGAAGCCACUGUUUUAAUAUAUUUCUGUAUGUAUUUUCUCUACUGUUGAGGGAGGCAUUUGGAUAAAUAGUUCAGGAAUUGUUCUGAAAUUACUAUAAAGCUACACAAAGAGAGCAAACAGAGCGAUGGAAAGAGUGUUUGUUUCUUGAUCACUGAUUCAGUCUGUGCUAAAGGCCAAAAAGCAUUCAUGUCCAGUUCAUUCCUGGACCAUAUGAACUAUAUUGGUCAUCAUUUCCCAGAUGUCAGAUGGUUUUUCGAGUUUUAUGAUGGGAUUUGCCGCACGUCUUCAAAAAUGAGUUAGUGGAAAGCUAGGUCCCACUCUCCAUGUGUGCUUUUUCUCAUCCUACAAAUAGGUUUUGAUUUGAAGAUUUCCCUCUCCUCUUUGCUCCUUUAGCUCUUUCUUUCAGGAGGGCAGGGGGAAUUUGCACGGGUUCUGUGAUCUCUGUGAUGGAGCUAAGCCAUCAAUUCAUCAGGCAUUUGGCACUCAGGGGUACUUGAGUAGAGAGCAGUGAAAUAAAGUAGGUUACAGGCAAACAUCCCCAACAAACUGGUGUCCAUCCCCCACCACAGAGCACUCUGCUUAUUUUGUGUAAUAAGAGAAAAGAGAUUAAAACAGCUGCAAAAAGAACCAGUUUCUGAAAAGGUAAAUAAAAUUGUUAGCUUGUUAAGCUUAUUAACUCUAGCGAGGCUCAUUGGGGGAUUUCUUGUCAGCUUCAAUAGGAAACUGAAAACAGGUUCUGAAUAAAUUCCGUGGCGCCUUGCACAUGAAAGGCUUUGAAAGCACUUCAGUAAUCUGGGAUAUCAGCAGUGACUCCUCUCCCUGCUGACUUGCAGCUGUUGGAGGCAGCGAGUUCUGCUCUUGCUUCGCUUGCUGGGCCCAGCUGGGGGAAUUUCACAACUGUCCAGGGCCAUAUGUGCCAUGUGACAGCCCAGAGCUGGGGAAAGAGCUUGGAAUUUAAAUGCUAGUCUUGGUGUCAGACUCCUAAAUAAAUACUGAUAGAAAGUUUUUCUUGGGGCAGAUUGAAGCCUCUGUCCUUCCUGUCGGCUGAGUAAAAUUCCUCACUUUGUUUUCCCUGUGGAUUGUCAUUUUUCCUCUUAACAGCAGCAGCAGCACCAGCAGAACGCAGAAGUGGUUUAGGAAUGCAUCUUCCAAAGUGCUCUUGAAAGGGGAAGGAUUUAUGUGUAAGGAGUAGUGGCAGGCUGAGGGAAGAGGACAGGAAUAUUUAUUCCACCAUUGUGGGUCUAAAGGGCUUUUGAGAGCUUGCAGGAUGUUUUAGAGGAAAGAUGCACCACAUGUAAUGGCUGGAUUUGGGAUUCAUCCCUUUUCCAGGCACUGAUAGCAUUGAACGGUAGAGAAACAUCUUCAGCACUGUUGCAGGGCUCAGCCUUUGAUGUACCCAAGUCUUGGGAGUCUCUGUAAAAUAUGGGUUACACUACUGGUGCUUUCUCUAGGACUACAUCCUUUCCAGAUCCUGACUGCGUGUGCAGCUCUGAAUGGAGCGUGGAAUUGUUCUGUUUGUUACUGUGAGGUGUUCACUCUCAAGGGAGCAGCUCUAAUGGAUUUUUUUUCCAGUGAAAGCUGCAGGCAAUUCUGGAUGAUGCCAGGUGAAUUGUACUGGGGUUUAUAGCAGCUUAUUUUUUUUCCCCAGCAGGCAUCAGUGACAAGUUGUGUGUAAAUGGAGGGGUAUCAUUUAUCCUCAUCUGAAGGGGGUGCAAAUCACCAACACAGGCAGCAGCUCACUAUAAAUACAACAAAUUGCCAAAGCUUUGGUGCUGCUGUUAAGGAUUUCCCAUAGGUCCACAGCAGGGGAGAAAAAGAGAUAGUCAAAAAGCAAUUUUUGCUGGGUUUUGAAGGCCAGUUCUUUCCUGAUGCUGCUGUGACAGUUGUUGCAAAGCACACCAUAUUCUGCUACUUGCUCUUGUAGUCCUAUGGGAGGGCUGUUGCCUCCUUCCUGCAGUGUAAUAGGUUCCUGUUAAGAUUUUUUUUGAACCCUGAAGCAGUUAGGGCAUCAGGAGGAACGUCCAUAGCAAGGAGGAUGGUCCAUGUAUGUUGAUGGGUAAGGGGUGCACUGGUGUAUAAAAGCUGUGAGGUGCAGGAUGUGGUUUCAUGUGCCUUCCUGUGUACAUUCCCUUCUAUGCUCUGCACAGUGACUGGCCACAGGAUCUUCCAGCAUCUGGCCUUGCCCUCAUCUAACUCUGCUUUUGUCUUCCCUUGGUAUCUCUUCUCUGGCGUGGCACUAACAUCCCAUCACUGGGAUUGGGAUGGAAUCUGCUGGAAUUGGUGGCAAACCCAGCGAAUGAUGCUGCCUUUUCCUUUGUGGCCAUUGGGAUUUUUUUUCUCCAGUUUGCACGUGGGUUCUCAUCUCUGCCUGUGAGUAAUUUUAAUUGCAAAUCUCCAGCUGUACUAAUUCUUCUGCUUUCCAGGUAAAGCAACUCCAUGGAGCGUUGGUGCCCUGCAAGAUGUCAUUCUGCUGUCGAGGGACCUGCUGAACCCAUAACUGUGAAAGGGGAGGCUUUCAUCUCUGCAGUGUGACACCCUCACCUCCUCCAGGUGCUGUUCGUACAGCAGGCUGUGGAUCUGACUAAAACAGCACCAUUUGGUUCCCUGGUGUCCCAACUCUGCGUUGGAAUGACCAGAGUUCCUCUUUGCAAACUGGGCUCUCUUGCUUUAGGAGGGCUGCAGUGUCACCAAAGCAUUACAAGGUGCAGCUCCUUACAGUCUAAAUAAGUUUUGCAGAAGGAGGAAGACAAGGAAGAUUAAACUAAGCUGCCCCAAGGAGUUAUUUUCUAAAAUCCUAAUUCAACACUUCAGUCACUGUUAAACUUCAGUCAUUGUUAAACGGAUCAUGUGUUUAAAAAAAAAAUCAAUAAGUAUUUUUAGGCCUUACAGAGGUGACUUAGGACUUAAGAUGGUAAAAAUGUAAGCCAUGCUGAAAUGCCACACUAUGUUUGGUGUAGGGUUUGGGUGGGAAGGGGUUGGGAGGUCGACUCAUGUAGGAAAUUUUCUUAACUUGCUACUGAUUUUUUUUUUUAAAACAACAAUUGCACUAAGUUUUCACGAUGACACUCUUAUUGUCCCAAGGAGCUCUGAUCAGAUCAACUUCAGUAAGUGAGACCACAGGGAAAUAGGAAGAAUCAGGCAUGCUCUAAACUACAACAAUCUUGGAUUAAAGAAGAUAUAUUUUUGUAAUUUUCUGCCCUUCCACUGGGAGUAAAACCAGUGUUUUGUACUGUCCUGUGCUGACUGUAACUUGUCUACAAUUCAUUACCUUUUUCUAAGCAAAGUAAGUCCUCAUGUGGAAUGAUUGGAUUGCAGAGAGAACAUGUCUUAUUUUUCAUGGAAGCUUCAUGUAAAUGAUAUUAUUUUCUGUCAAACUGGAAGUUUUUCUUUACUACCUGCUUGACAAAGCUCAUUUAACUCAAGGAUGAUUUUUAGCUGUUGUUCCCUGCUGUGCUUUGUGCUGCAGAGGUCAGAGCUGUGGGAUGACACUGUGGGAAUUAGAUUGCUGCAUCUGGAAAGGUCGGGUUUGGGAGACCACAGGCAUCCAGGCAUUUCAGGCCAGCGGUAGAAAGGGCAAACCUAACUGGGUUACUUUCUUUCCUUUGUGGUUUUCCUUUAGAGUAACCACAGAUGAAGUUCAGACUUUACAGUUUACUGCACUCCUUAACACCUUCUAUUUUGCGUUUUUAAGCUGGCUGAAACCUUGCUUUUCUUGGGGAAUGCAUAUUUUCCAAUGGUUUUAGGAUUGUCCCACUAUUUGCUUGACCCUCUCCCAGCCUUGCAGUUGCAGUCCCUCAAGGAGACUGCAGUUUCUGGCAAAGCACCAGCCUUGCAGCAGGCUGCCACUUUUGGGAUUUUAAUCUGUUUUUUAAAGCCCUAUUGAGAUCUGAGUCUUGUUGAGAAACCAAACUGCUUUGUCAUGAUACCACGACCUGUGCCAGUUCUGUGUCGUUCCCCUUGGCCCUUCAGUCAGUAAAAGGAGGUGAAUGGGAAUUUUUUUUCCUUUCCAGCAGCCUUGUGCAUUCAUCCCAGCAGCUGCCAUACCACAGCUUGCUUUCCCUUAGCUGUGACUCAGCAAAGGCUUUGCAGACAGCCAACUCAGCCUGGAUGGAAAAAUCCCAAAGCAGACUGUUGUGUUAAUAUUAGUCAUCAAGGCAAUAUAAAAUGCUCUGUUAUUUUCAUUCAUGGAAUAGUUUGAGUCAUUCUGUGCCUCUGUUACCAAGCAAUAUUCGACUUGUCAGCUGUGAGGUGAAGAUGGGCUGGGCAGGUUGUUCUGGCUGGCAGGAACCACAGGGAGCAGAGAGUGGAACGAUGCUGCAGGUUCAGGUGAGGUCUGGAGCUCUUUCCUCACCUCACUAGAACAGGUUUCAGGCUCUAGGCUGGAUGCUCCAGAAGGAAAUACUGAGUUUCUUCAGGGCUGCAAGAGUGAAGGCUGGGAAUUGAACUUUGUGGGCAGACCAAGCCCUUUGGGAGUCAGAGAAGUGGCGAUGCUGAGAGGAGAGAGGGAGGUUAAAAGCUUCUGUUGGCAUUUGUGGAAGGAGGGGACGGGAUGAGGUGGCUGUCCUGUCUGUGCAGGCACCAUGGCAACGUGUUCAUGCCCACUCUCCUGCCACACUCAUUAAGCUGAGCAUCAGGCACUCUCAGAGUGGAGGCAGGGAAUGAAACCAUCUCUUUGCACAAAAGAAAGGCAAGACCAAGUUAUGUAGGAGAGAGAUUGGAAGAGAAUAAGCAUGAAGGGCAUUUCUGCCUUCUGAGCAAGUCAGUUCUUGAAAUCAGUCUUUCCAGCAGCUUCAGGUCACUUACUGAGUUAGGCUGGCAAAGGCCUUCUGCUCCCCUUGCUUGUAGCCUAAAAAGACAAAAAAUCCCACUAUUUUCACAACAUGGCCGAAUCUCAAUGGUGGACAGGGACCAGGUAUUUAAGAUGUUGAAGAUGGAGGUGUUCAACAUCAGCUGGAUUUCCUGGCUCCUUGAGGAAGUCCCAAACUGUGUGCCAUAAGCUAAAAAGUGCUUAUAGGGAAGCAGCAGCUGCUUGGUGGAAAUAAAAGGUCAACCUGACCAGUUGCUCACGGUCAUGAAAAUAAUCCAAAUGCUUUGUCUGAUACUCAGUUGCUGUUGCAAAUGUGAGGCAAUGUUUACCUCUAAAAAACUUGCUGUAUGUGAUUUAAAGUGUCUGGUUAAAUAUUCUAUAGCUAUAUUUAGUUAAGAUUUUAAGAGCACUUGACGUGACUCAUCUAAUAGUAUAUAUAUGAAUAUUUUUUUAAUUGUAGAAAUCAGUUUAAAACAUAGUUUUAAUAAUUUGAACUGUUUGGUUCAGGUAGUUCUAGGAGUUCAUCAGAGAAGAAAUAGCCAUUAACCACUACAUGAGUUUUUUACCUUAAUGUUCUGUGUAUCUUACACUGCAGAUUUAAUCUGAUUGUGACUGCAACGUGUCUUAGUAUCUGCUGCUGUUUUGUGUUGCGUAGUCAAACUUGCUUUGUUCAAGAGCAUUUUAAAAGGCAUAUUUUUUUGUUACAGAAAAUGAAAACAGAAAUGUUAUUACAGCUGUCUGUCUGUAGCUCACUGCUUACAGAAUCCUCCAACUCCUGGCUGAGGCAAGCUGAGUAUGUGAGUCAGAGGCUUUUCCCUUUGGGCAUGUGGAGGGAAAACCCUGCACAGAAUUGCAGCUGCUUUGCUCCAGCCACAGCCCUGUCACCAGAGAUUACACCUGAGAAGCCAGAAAUCAGUGUGCCAUGCUUACCUGCAGAACUAAGUACACAGAUAGCUUUGUAUUUGCAUUUUCCCCCCUUUUGUUCCCUGGAAGUUGCAGAGAUGACUGCAAACACUUGUUAAGCACACUGACUCUGUGAUCCCCUAGUGUUUAUCUUAAGACCAAACUUACUUGUAACAGUCUACAGGCACUAAUGAAGCUUGAACACAUAGACACUAAUUAACUCAACCAUUUUGUUCAUAACUGUUCCCUCUAAUUCCAUGUACAUGGUAUAAUCUCUGCAGGGUGGUGGGCUGUGGUUUUUGGUAAAGAUUUUUCCUUGUUAGACGAGUUUCUUCUGCUGCAGUUUGUGUGUGAGGAGGUAUCAGGACCAUGUGUUCAGUUUUGUGCAAUUGCUUUGAAGUUUUUUUUUAGAAAGAAUUUGUCAUUGUGACCAAAGCUUCUUUUUAAGGAAAAAUUGGUUGCGUUUGAAUGGACUUCAUGUGUUUCAGUAGAAACUGCCAUCAUUAAACAUGUUCUUGAAAUCCC